This is a messenger RNA of Bubalus bubalis (water buffalo), 2620 nucleotides long. It is a transcript of the gene GABRA6, whose product is annotated as gamma-aminobutyric acid type A receptor subunit alpha6. Gene Ontology annotation, cellular component: postsynapse; neuron projection; GABA-A receptor complex. The transcript is spliced from 9 exons. The record is from RefSeq and is a predicted model, not a curated record. Gene Ontology annotation, molecular function: GABA-gated chloride ion channel activity; benzodiazepine receptor activity; transmitter-gated monoatomic ion channel activity involved in regulation of postsynaptic membrane potential. NCBI's taxonomy places the organism in Eukaryota, Metazoa, Chordata, Mammalia, Artiodactyla, Bovidae. Bases 427 to 1788 code for a protein of 453 amino acids. Gene Ontology annotation, biological process: signal transduction; synaptic transmission, GABAergic; gamma-aminobutyric acid signaling pathway.
UCCAGAUUUCCUCACAGGGCCUGCUAAGUCCAUGCCAAAACUAGCAGUGAAUUUCUCCCUUCUAAUCUCCCCUAAUGCCUUACUUGAUUAUUGUCACUGCUCUCUGACCAUGCACUGUCCCUCCAGACUCUCAUUCCCCAACUGAGUCAGUCAGAGGAGGAUAAAUGUCCACUGGGACAUACCCUAAGACCCCAAACCACCUUGUUUCAUGUGAAAGGACAGAACGGAGAGAGAAGAGAUCAAGGGGAACCCUCCACGUUUAGCUGGCAACCUUUCCAUCUUCAUCUACUGGAUUACUGGCUGGACACAAACAAGAAGGGCUAUGAGUGGUCCCGGAGAGCGCUCUAGUUAACUGGAAAAGGGGAACUGGCUGGGAGGAGGAGAAAGCAGGCGGAGGGCAAGCAGGACACCUCAGUGCACCGCAGGAUGGUGUCGCCUCUGCCCUGUCUGUACAUUGUUCUCUGGGUAGAAAAUGCUCUAGGGAAACUUGAAGAUGAAGGAAACUUCUAUUCCAAAAACAUCAGUCGGAUCCUGGACAGCUUGCUUGAAGGCUACGACAAUCGGCUGCGACCGGGAUUUGGAGGUGGUGUCACUGAAGUCAAAACAGACAUUUAUGUGACGAGUUUUGGGCCCGUGUCAGACGUGGAGAUGGAAUACACGAUGGACGUUUUUUUCCGCCAGACUUGGACAGAUGAGAGGUUGAAGUUUGGGGGGCCAACUGAGAUUUUGAGUUUGAAUAACCUGAUGGUCAGUAAAAUCUGGACACCUGACACUUUUUUCAGGAAUGGCAAAAAAUCAAUUGCUCACAACAUGACAACUCCUAAUAAACUCUUCAGAAUAAUGCAGAAUGGAACCAUUCUAUACACCAUGAGGCUUACUAUCAACGCUGACUGUCCUAUGAAACUGGUUAACUUUCCUAUGGAUGGGCAUGCUUGUCCGCUCAAAUUUGGCAGUUAUGCUUACCCCAAAAGUGAAAUCAUAUAUACAUGGAAAAAAGGACCACUUUACUCAGUGGAAGUCCCAGAAGAAUCCUCAAGCCUUCUUCAGUAUGAUCUGAUUGGACAAACAGUCUCUAGUGAGACAAUUAAAUCUAACACAGGUGAAUACGUAAUAAUGACAGUUUAUUUCCACUUGCAAAGGAAGAUGGGCUACUUCAUGAUACAAAUCUAUACUCCUUGCAUUAUGACAGUCAUUCUUUCCCAGGUGUCUUUCUGGAUUAAUAAGGAGUCUGUUCCAGCCAGAACUGUCUUUGGAAUCACCACUGUUUUAACCAUGACCACUUUAAGCAUCAGUGCCCGGCACUCCUUGCCAAAAGUGUCUUAUGCAACCGCCAUGGAUUGGUUCAUAGCUGUUUGCUUUGCUUUCGUCUUCUCUGCUCUUAUUGAGUUUGCUGCUGUCAACUACUUUACCAAUCUUCAGACACACAAGGCCAAAAGGAAGGCGCAGAUUGCAGCCUCACCCCCAGUGACAAUAGCAAAAGCGACUGAACCCCUGGAAGCUGAGAUUGUUUUGCAUCCUGAUUCCAAGUACCAUCUGAAGAAAAGAAUCACAUCUCUGACAUUGCCAAUAGUUCCAUCCCCUGAGGCCAGCAAAGUCCUCACAAGAGCUCCCAUCUUACAGUCAACACCUGUAACCCCCCCACCCAUCUCUCUAACCUUUGGAGGUACCAGUAAAAUAGACCAAUAUUCUCGGAUUCUCUUCCCAGUUGCAUUUGCAGGAUUCAACCUUGUAUAUUGGAUAGUUUAUCUAUCCAAAGAUACAAUGGAAGUGAGCAACAGUGUGGAAUAGCUUGCAGCCAUAAUAACCUGUUUUCAGUAAGUUCUUGUUUUCUGAAUUUUUAAAAAUAGCAAUGAGACUUGUAUAGAUGCUUUUCUGAACAUGAAAUCAAAAUUGAAAUCUCUAACAUAUAACUUUGAGUAAGCCUGUAUGGGCAGAAAAGCAAUAAUGUUACUUUUCACAAUUGGAAAGUGGAGGUUGCUAAAGAAUAUGACUUUUCUGUACAUUAGAGAAAAUUUUAUAAAAGGAUACAAUGGAUUCAGGAUGAAUUUGUCAAUCUUUGUCCUUCAUUGUUCAAUAUUUUAAUUGUCACUGUGAAUAACAUUUGUCACAAAGCAGAUAAAAUAAGAAAUGCUGACACUUCUAAUGGUUGCCUUAAAAUAUAUUUAUUUUUGGCUUAGUUCUGAAGAGAACAAAAUAUAAACAGUCUAAAUAUUUAUCAGGAGGUUAAUACCAGCAUGUUGGAGGCCUUUAUGCUAGUAAAAUGGCUUUCAGGGCACUGUAAAGCCUGCAUUGAGCUUAGCCAUUUGUUUCAAACCUUGCUGUGCUAUUUUACGUCAAUAAAGUAUGUUGUUUUUAUACAUAUGAAUUAUACAUAGAUCAUAAACUAUAUAUGCAUUGUAUAUAGCUUCAGUUGGACUGCAGUAUAGGGUUGUUUUAUCUCAUUAAGUUCUUCUUUUAAAAUAAUAUGUUCAUCAUAAUUCCAUGAAGUGGUAGAAGGCUUGUAUAUUAUGACUGUUCUUAUAUCUCAUAUUCUUUAUCUUUCUAAGUGUAUCACUAAACGAAACAAUAAUAAACAUGGUUCUCUGGAUCUGUUUAAUAAAGCUCAGAAGAGUUCCCUCAA